AUGAGAAACUGGAAAAAGGAUAAUAUUAGCUGCCAAAUUGAAGAUACAGCUCUUAUUAACAUCUUUUAUUCAAUCUUAUUUUUAGCUAAUUAUCUUGUCAAAGACCUAAUUGCAGAAAUUCCACAUUUUUGCACAAAUGACCAGUUAUUCCCCAGAGAUCAUCUUUUAAGUAUAUGUGGCCAUGAAGAAUUUUUACAAAAUGAUCACUAUUUGGGAAGCCACAGAGUAUUUCAGAAAAAUGAAUCUGUUAUUCAACUUCAUCUACAGAAAAAGAGAGACACCCCAGGAACAUUAUCUCGAAAGCAUGAAGAUGACCACAGUCAGUUUUAUCUGAAGCAACUUCUAGAAUUUAUGCAUAUCUGGAAAGUGUCCAGACAGUGUCUCUCAACAGUAAUCCAAAAAUAUGACUUCCACCUGAAAUACUUAUUGAAAACCCAGCAAAAUGUGGAUAAUGUUAUCGAAGAAGUAAAAAAUAUAUGCAGUGUUCUGGGAUGUGUGGAGACCAAACAAAUUACAGAUGCUGUAAAUGAACUAAAUCUUAUUCUUCAGGGAAAAGCAAAGAAUCUUCAUCAAAAUUCAGACACUUCAGCAAAAGGUUUGAUAGAGAAAGUGACAACUGAACUAUCCACAUCCAUCUAUCAGCUAAUUGAUAUCCAUUGCAGCAGCUUCUAUGCAGAUUUCCAGCCUCUACAUGCACCUCUGUAUAGAGUCUCCUUUGAAAAUCUUGGGGUCCCUUCCCACCUUAGCUUCACAGUGUAUGCAGCUCACAAUAUUCCAGAAACCUGGGUGCACAGCUAUAAAGCAUUUUCUUUCUCCUGUUGGCUUACAUAUGCUGGAAAGAAGCUGUGCCAAGUGAGAAACUGCAGAAAUAUUCCCGUCAAAAAGUUGUUUUUUUUCAUGGUCAACUGGAAUGAAACGAUCAAUUUUCCUCUUGAAAUAAAAUCACUUCCAAGGGAAUCCAUGCUCACUAUAAAAUUGUUUGGGAUUACCUAUGCAACCAAUGCAGAUUUAUUGGCCUGGACUUGUUUUCCACUGUUUCCAAAACACAGAUCCAUUCUCGGGUCUGUGCUAUUCAGCAUGACAUUACAAAGUGAGCCUCCCAUGGAAAUGAUCGCUCCAGGAGUGUGGGAUGUAAGUCAGCCGUCCCCAGUGACCCUGCAGAUUGAUUUUCCAGCUACUGAGUGGGAGUAUAUGAAACUUGAUUCUGAAGAGAAUGGAAGUGAUCUUGAAGAACCACCAAAAGAAUGUUUAAAACAUAUUGCCAGACUGUCACAGAAACAGACUCCCAUACUCCUUUCUGAGGAAAAGAGAAGAUACUUAUGGUUUUAUCGCUUCUACUGCAACAAUGAAAAUUGUUCCCUUCCUUUGGUCUUGGGAAGUGCUCCUGGAUGGGAUGAAAGAACUGUUUCAGAAAUGCAUACCAUUUUAAGAAGAUGGAAAUUCUCUCACCCUUUGGAGGCACUUGGACUUUUGACUUCCAGUUUUCCAGAUCAAGAAAUUCGUAACGUGGCAGUUCAGCAGUUAGACAACCUCUUGAAUGAUGAACUACUGGAAUAUCUCCCACAGCUAGUUCAGGCUGUCAAGUUUGAAUGGAGCCUUGAGAGCCCUCUAGUUCAACUUCUGUUAGACCGCUCACUACAAAGCAUCCAGUUUGCCCAUCGUCUUUACUGGCUGCUAAAGGAUGCACAGAAUGAAACUUAUUUUAAAAGUUGGUAUCAGAAGCUAUUGGCUGCACUCCAAUUCUGUGCAGGAAAAGCCCUGAGGGGUGAGUUUUCCAAGGAGCAGAAACUUAUCAAGAUUCUGGGAGACAUUGGGGAAAAAGUCAAGACUGCUAGUGACCCUCAAAGACAGGAGGUCCUGAAGAAGGAGCUUGGCAGACUAGAAGAAUUCUUUUGGUGCACAAAGACCUGUCACCUCCCUCUGAACCCUGCCCUAUGCAUACAGGGGAUUGAUGGUGAUGUAAGUUGAUAUAUUCAGUAGUUAAGUUGAAUAUUUUUAUUUUGUAUUCUUUAGUUCACUGGAUGGUUUUGAAAUGGCAAAAACAAUU
Molecule: messenger RNA, 2047 nt
Organism: Odocoileus virginianus texanus
Lineage: Eukaryota; Metazoa; Chordata; Mammalia; Artiodactyla; Cervidae
Source: RefSeq, a predicted model, not a curated record